Molecule: messenger RNA, 636 nt
Organism: Xenia sp. Carnegie-2017
Lineage: Eukaryota; Metazoa; Cnidaria; Anthozoa; Malacalcyonacea; Xeniidae
Product: cystatin-B-like
Exons: 3
Coding region: 75-455 (126 amino acids)
Cellular component (GO): cytosol
Molecular function (GO): cysteine-type endopeptidase inhibitor activity
Source: RefSeq, a predicted model, not a curated record
UGCAUAAACAGAGUGGCAGCACUGUGCGCAGUCACUGUUGUGCUAUAGAAUUAUAAACAAGUCACAAGACUGAAAUGAAAAUAACUUGCAUAUUGUUAACUUGUUUCCUCUCGAGUCAAAUACCAAUUUGUCUCUCUUUAAAAAUGUCUUCUAUGGUGGGUGGAAUUAGUAGCGAUCUUCAUCCAGCAGACGCGUUUAUUCAAGAACUGAUUGAAAAGGUACGAUCAGCCGCUGAAAACAAAGCUGGUGUAAAAUUUGAUAAAUACGAAGCUGUAUCGUACAAAACCCAGCUUGUAGCUGGCACAAAUUACUUUGUAAAGGUUGAUGUGGGUGAUGGAAAGUAUGUUCACUUGCGAGUAUUUCAACCCUUGCCACAAGGAAAUGUAACUCCUCAACCAGAACUGGCAGCAAUACAGUUGUUUAAGACAAAGGACGAUCCCAUUGAAUACUUUUGAAAUAAAACAUACUGACACUUUUCAUUAAUUUGUUAACUAGACAUUUCGAGUAUAAUUGCAAUAAUAAUGUAAAUGCAAUAAAAUUAAUUAGCAAUAACUUCUUGAUAUUUUAUUAUCAAAGCAAUUUAGGUAGAGAAAGAUGUGCUAGUUGAAAAAAUAGAAGUUGAAUUCCAACAUUCAA